AUGUCCCUGUUUCCUGAUCGUACGUUAGUGCGCCCUCAUUGCUAUGGCAAGGACAAACGCGUGCUGGCGUCGAAACCGGUUUGUCUGACUCAGAGAGGGUCUCUGCUCAAGCUCACCUCUCUCCCGUCGCUAUCCUCGGUGGUGAAAGGCUCCUUGGCCUGGGCCGGUGACAGAUGGUGGUAUGGCUCCCCCGGGAACGAUCGUUCCAGUGACAACCGAAGGGGGAUUACCAGCAAGGAGGACCGCCGCCGGUCUCUGUAUUUCAAGAUGCACAAUGCCGUAUCUUAUGAGGAGUGGAAAGACUGCGCGUGCAGGUUGGACGAGCUGGAGGACAACGAAACCUGGAAGAAUAUGUUCGAGUGCUCGGAAUAUGAUCCUCAGCUGGUCCAAGAACGCCUCAAGCAGCUCAAAGAUGCGCGCGCUAGCUGCGAUGUCAGUCGCAUGCUGUAUCUCAUUCGGACCUCCCUGAGUCGAGACUUGGGCAACAUGUCCAAUACUUCCCUUUACAGCCACUCUCAUGUUGGCACCAAGGCGUUGAUCGAUCGAUACAUCACCGAGGCGGUUGGUACAAUAUCGACGCUGGUGGAGCUGUCUGGAAAGAAUCGAUGUGAUGGGUUAGAAUUGCGGCAUAUUCUUGACCAGCUUCUAGCGGCCAGACAAGCCUUUGGUCGAAGCGCUUUGUUAUUCUCUGGCGGGGGAACGUUUGGGAUGUACCAUAUUGGGGUGCUCAAGGCUCUCUGGCAGGCGAAGCUUCUUCCUCGCAUUAUGUCAGGCGCUUCAGCAGGCAGCAUUGUUUGCUCUGUUUUCUGCACUCGCACAGACGACGAGAUUCCCGAGCUCUUGGAAACAUUCGCUUAUGGGGAUUUUGAUGUUUUUGGAGAGGAAAAUCCAGCAGAAAAUGCCCUGCAGAAGAUAUCGCGGUUCUUAAAGCAUGGGACCUUCAUGGAUAUACAACACCUGGCCCAGUUUAUGAGAGGCUGGUUGGGUGAUAUUACCUUCCAAGAAGCAUACAACAGAACGCGCAAAGUUCUCAACAUCUGUGUCUCCAGUGCUGGGAUUUACGAGCUACCCAGGCUACUGAAUUAUAUCACGGCUCCUAAUGUGCUCAUCUGGUCUGCCGUGGCCGUUUCCUGCUCAGUCCCCCUAGUGUUCUCACCCUUUAUGCUCAAAGCGAAGGAUCCCGAGACCAGUGAAGUAAUUCCUUGGUAUGACCUCCACCGGCAAUAUAUCGAUGGGUCUGUCGAUGGCGAUCUACCAAUGACGCGCUUGUCAGAAAUGUUCAACGUGAAUCAUUUCAUCGUGUCGCAGGUCAAUCCCCACGUUAUUCCUUUUCUUCCAAAGAACAACAAUCCAAGUCCAAGGGAGGGAAACCCUUCGUCCGCUCCAAGUUGGGUCCAUACUAUGACGCAACUUGCUAAAGAUGAAUUGUUGCAUCGGAUGACGGUACUGUCCGAGCUGGGCUUCUUUCCGACUUCCCUCAGUAAAACUGUUUCUAUUGUCAAUCAGAAAUACUCAGGAGAUAUCAAUAUAUAUCCCGAGGUACGGUACACCAACCUUCCUCGGAUACUAAAAAACCCGACGACGGAAUUUAUGCUUGAGGCGUGUCUCAGCGGGGAACGCGCAACCUGGCCCAAGAUCCGAGAGAUUCGAAAUCACUGUGCCAUCGAACUCGCUUUGGACUCGGCGAUCCAGAAAAUGCGGGCCAGAGUCACCUUCAGUCCUAGCCAGGUCGACUUGAGAAUCCUUGGCCUUUCCAAGCAUCGGGCAGAGGCUGUUGGCCACACUGGAAAGAGAGGACAGUGGCUGAACCGAAGAAGCUCGUAUGGGCAUGAAGUUGAAAAGUCCAAGAAGGUGACUGGCCAGACUCUGAAGCCAGAGCUGAGAAGAACCUGUAGCGCCGUAUCCUCGGAUCAGCAAAUGAGCCACACUUCACCAGAUCGUUCGACUGAGGAACGGGCCGAUAACCAUCAGAGAUUCUUUCCUUUCAUUAACGAUGAGUGGUCCCUCACAGAUUCUGACAGCGAUGAUGACUCACAACUGCCAUCCCUCGAACGACCCAGACUGAUGGGACAGCCAGCUUCUUGGGAACCGACUUCUCACGACCAUUCCUUCCACCGGCCUGUUCCGCAUCGCAUAUCGUACGCAAGGCAGUCAUCCGCAGGUGCAUUUUAUUUGUGUCCUCCCCACCCGGUGAAUGUUCCCUCUUCCUUGGAUCAUACAUUGUCCACCAAACCGAUAUCAGCUUCCCAAAGCCACAUACUUCGAAUGACGCCCACUGGAGCCUACGGUUCCCCCUACACAUCGCUCCACCACAAAAAUUGA
Molecule: messenger RNA, 2322 nt
Organism: Aspergillus tanneri
Lineage: Eukaryota; Fungi; Ascomycota; Eurotiomycetes; Eurotiales; Aspergillaceae
Product: putative Patatin family phospholipase
Exons: 3
Coding region: 1-2322 (773 amino acids)
Biological process (GO): lipid metabolic process
Molecular function (GO): triacylglycerol lipase activity
Source: RefSeq, a predicted model, not a curated record